CGCUUGACGCGUAACGAUUGGUGUAACGGUUAAAACGGCAAAACUAAGUAAAUUUUCAACAAAGUGUGUUUUUUAAUUUUUAUUGAAUGCAAAGAGAAAUUUUAAGAAAAUUUUAAAGAAAUUUAAGAGAAAUUUAAAAAAAAGUUAUAAAAUUGAGCAGCAACAAACGGCGUGUGUGUUUUGUUAAAGGAAGAAAGAAAAGAAAAUUAUAAGAAUUAAUUGUUGGUUUUAAAACAUCAUAUCUUCUAAAAAGUUUGUAACAAGUUGUGUAUUUAAAAAAAGUGCGUUUAUCUCUAUAAAAACCAAUACAUAUUAUUAAUUUAUUCCAUAAAGCGGAUUUGAUAUCAUGUGCUCGCCUUACAAUUCGAAAUCAUAAAACCAGUUGAUUGAUAAUUUUCAAACUAAUUUAAACGUUGAAAGAUUUUUCUUGUGUUUUUGCAAUAAUUUCCACUUUUUACGAUUUGUUUACAACUUUUUUACAAUAUUUCGUGUUGCAGUGAAAGUUUUUUUAAAACUCUACUGUUGCAUACAAAAAAAAAAGAAACAAGUUGUUGUUUUAAUCUUCUUUAUUAUAUUGACCAGUUUCGAUUGCAAUUUUUUUUUUAAGUUUUAUAACUUUUUUUUGUUUGUGUGGAAUUACGAUGCUGCUAGUGGAAAACAAGUGGCAAACAAACUGAUUGAUAUGUGGAUUAAUGGCGAAUAUAAGUGAAAGAGUGUGAAUAUCAUGUUAAAAACAUCAAAUAAUAAAUUGAUUUAAAAAUUAAAAAUUAUUUCCGCUUAAAGGAAGCCAUCAAAAAAUUUAACAAGAAAAAUAUUUUUGCCAACAAUUGUUUCCAGCAAAAUCGUGUUUGUUUGAAAAACAACAAUAUUUUCUAGUAAAAACAUACAACAUCAAAAACAUAACACAAUAAAAUGUUAAAAUUGUUAAAACUCACUUACAAACCCCUCAAAACCCAAUACAUUAUGCUUUCGUUUACCAUGAAAUCGCUGGUAAAAUUAUUUUUCAUAUGUUGGUUAAUGGUUGUUUCGAAAAAUGUUGCAGCAGUUGAUGCUGCUGCUCACGCCACUCUACAGCAACAACCACAAACACUUAAUUAUAAACAGCAAUUACAAUAUCAAAUGCAGCAACAUGAUAAAUUUGAAUAUCAACAGCAAAUAAAACAACAACAGCAAUACUAUCAGCAACAAUAUCAUCAACAGCAGGCGCCAACCUCUAUGGCUUUACUACAAGAGCAACAACAACAGCAGCAACAGUAUUUGCAGGACCAACAAAAACAGAGAUUACAAAAUCAGCAACAGCAACAACAAUUUUCAGCUGGUAAACCCUCACAGAUUUUGCAAACUGCCGCGUCUUUGGUAGUGGAUGAUGGGAUCCAUUCGGAGGCUUUAACUUUAGGACAACCUGAAUAUGCCAACGGUAAUGCUCAAAGAAGACGUGCUGGUAAUCGCAAACGCAAACGAAGACCUCAAUCAGCAUCAACGGCUGACGGCAUUGAAAGUCCUACAGCCUCUAAUGCACCCACAUAUUGGCGUGGUCAAGUCGAAGAUGACAAGGAAGACAAAACCUCUGCCACCAACAAACAAGACACCGAAGAACGCAUGCGUCCUUCUCUGCAGGCUUCUUUUAAAAGACGUAAACAACCCGCCAUAAGAGAACCCUUGGCAGCUUUAGAAGAGGAACAGAAACUAUAUGAAAUGCGCAACAAACCGGAAAGCUCUACUGAAGGCAACAAUGUCAGUCGUAACUCGGUCAAUUUAAAGAAUAUUUUAAAGAAUAGUGGAGGCUUAAGUCUGAGUGAGAUACUACAACAGAAAAAUCUUUCCCUGGAUGAUUUGCUCAAGGGUAAACAAAAUGCUUUGCAAGCUUUACAAACAACAGCCAGCUCACCGCAGGAGAAAGUAAAUCAUGCCAAAUAUCCCUCAUUUAAGGCCAACUAUAAGCAGAAUACGGGCAAUAAUAAACAAAGCGAAAGUAGUUCGGAGGAUAUCUAUAAUUCAAAGGAGAAAUCCAAGUUGACAGCUUUGCAUAGACUCAAAUUAUUUGGCAGUUCCUCAAGACCCUCGGGCAUACAUGUGGGUUUAGCUGAUCAUUUGACUACACGCAAGAGAGAAGGUGGCUUAUAUUCCUCAACCUCAACCAGUAGUACAACUACUACCACACCAAAACCUUCUACCACCAAAAUACCUUUAUACAAGAAGAUCUUACAUCAAAGACCCACUUUAAAGCCGACUUUUUUGUUAAAGAAUACCGCUAUAAUGGCCAGCAAUCAACCACAUAGAGUGGUCAACUCGUGGGAUAGUAAAGAGCAAAUGGAGGAAGAAACAGCUGAUAUGAAGGAGCAGGAAGAUGAAAUGCAGGAAGAUGAUUGGAAAGUUGUAGCACCUAGUAUGCAGAUAUUUAGCACUAAACUGCCUGAAUCUACAGAAGCUACUACCUGGAAAUGGGAAACAACUAUGGCUCCCACUACUACUACUACCAGUACGACCAGUAGCACUACCACAACUACAGCAAAACCCAUAACAGAGAAAGUCACCAAUCGAGAUAUGACCACGUCUACUAGAAGAAUGUAUACCAGCACCAGAGGUUCAGGAAGAACCACAUAUCGUUAUACAACAUCCACCACGACACCAGCUACGACAAGCACCACAUCCUCAACAACCACAACAACAACACCUUUACCCAUGACAACAACCAGCACAACCUCAACAACAACCGCCAGCAGCAGCACCAUGAAUUUAACACCUAAAGCUAAUCUUAAUCUCAACACUGAAGAUCUGCGAGAACGUAUACAAGAAACUUUGCUAAAAAAUCUCAUAGAAAAAGAUGAUACAUUUAAGAAAUUCUCUUCAGGCGAGGAAAACGAUCAUCAGGAAGACAAUGAUGAUGAAGAUGAUUUGGAAAAUUUCUUUGAGGAAACUAUUAAACCUAAAACAGCAAAAUAUUUUGAAACUUCCACCAUUACUACCAGAAUGAAACAGUAUACACCUUUCACAUACUCUCACACAACCAGUACAACUACACCAACAACAACAGCCUCCACAACAUCAACCGGUAAUCCCAACUUUAUACCCGAUUUUGAUAAUGUAGACGAUCGUACGGAUCUUUUAGAACUAAUAGAAGAUCGCCGUUCUGGCAAUAGAUUAUUUAAGGUUUUGGAACAACGUAAUAUGACUUUAGAGGAAUUGAUAGAACAUCGUAAACGUGGCUCUAGCCAAUUACAUUUGGCUACCAUCGUUGAGACACCCUCACGUUUUUAUCCUGACAAAAAGGUUGUCCUACAAGAUAACAUGGAUAUUGUUACGGCCUUUGAAAAUUUCCCACAUUUUAAUUUGCUUAACUUGAAAAGUGUUAAACCGGAUGAUAUAAAAACCGAUUCGCAGGGUUCUAGUUAUUUUACCUCCAUCAUUGAUAUAGAACCUACGGACGAGGUGUAUAAGAAACGCAUUGGUGGCCAGGGAAUAACAGGAGAGCUGGAUAAAGCUUCUCUACUGCCAGAUCGUUCAGAAAAGUCUUUAGGUUUCUUUCCCUCUUGGAAAACAUUAGCGUUAGCCUCUUUAGGCAACAGUAACAAUAAUAAUAAAGAUGCUGACAACAAACGUAACCCCAACAGAAACCCCUACUAUUUGCAGCAACCAAAAAUGCUACUCGAAAACAAUUCGAAUAAUGACGAAAAUGAUGGAGAUGAUGAUGAAGAUUUAUAUGAUAUAAAAGAAAAUGAACUUACACUUAUGGCUCAUGAUGAGGACGACAGAGAAAACGAUUAUCAGGCACAAAAUCCCAUACAAGCGGCCGUGCGCUUGCCCGAACAAACAGCAGAAGCUAUAGAAAAUGAAGUUGCCAGAGCCCAUGAUUUAGUUGAUCUUGAACUAUCGGGUCAUGGUUUUAAAAGAAGACCCCAAGCACCAGGAGCUUUAGCUCACAGUCAUAGACAUGGUAGUUUUUAUACAAAUAUGCCGCCGGGCAUUAAGUCUGCCAUAGUGGCCAGUGCUACUAUAGUCUUAACUGCUUUGGUAACUUUUAUGGUAAUAUUUGCCGUUUGCAGAUGGAAACAACGUAGACAUCGUAUGUCGAAUAUUAUGAAGUCUUAUAAUGCCAUGAAAAGUAAAUUACCUACAAUAGCUACAACAGCAACAGCUGCUGCAAUGGCAAGUACAAAUAGCAGCACAAAUCCCAAUUCCAGACGCUCAUCAUUAAGAGAAAUGCAAGAUUUAUUAGGGGGUAGUGGAUUGUCGGUAGCAGCCACUAUAACCACCACCUCCAGCGGAGUGCCAAAUACACCCAUACAUCAUCAGCAUCACAAUUUAACACCCUCACCACAACUGACAAACUCCUCACAAGCAACAACAAUGUUGGCCGGUAAUUGCAGUAAAAACAUCAACAACUUUUACAGCCACCAAACUAACAACAGCAAUAGCAAUAACUCUAGUAAUAACAGCAACAGCAGCUGUGGCCUCAGGCCAUUACAACGACAAAGUUCAUUAUUAUUUCAGCGUUCAUUUAACCAAAACCACACUAACUCAUCACAUAACCAACUCAGUAACAGUAACAACGAUAAACCCACAAAUCUGUCCAUUUUAAGUGGCUGUAAUUUGUUGGAUCUUAAACGUAACAAUAAGAUGAACGGCUCUACCACCUCAUUAAGUUUUUCGCUGACGAGUGGUCAUAAUAUUUCCAACUCCCACAUAAACACCAUGGAUGCCAAUUCACCCGAAGUGCAAGAAUAUUUAUUUGAUACUUUAAGAAAUUCAUAUUAAAACGACUUCAAGGUUUGUUUUUUUCGUUUUUCAAACGAAUGUGAUGAGGAAAUGAAGAGAAUUGUUUUCUGUGGUAUUUUUCUUAAUUAAAAACAAAAACACAAACUUUAGCAAAUUAUAUUAAGAGAAUGCAAAGGGAUAAUUAAAAUAACAUCAUACAUAAUUAAGCAAAAAGUGUUUUACAUCUAUUCUAGUUCUGUACUAGUUCUGUUCCAGUUUUGUUACAGUUCUGUUCUAGUUUUUUUUUAGUUCUGUU
Lucilia cuprina (Australian sheep blowfly) is the source of this 5011-nucleotide messenger RNA. RefSeq lists its product as uncharacterized. The coding region runs from base 913 to 4755 and encodes 1280 amino acids. The transcript has 4 exons. The record is from RefSeq and is a predicted model, not a curated record. Lineage: Eukaryota; Metazoa; Arthropoda; Insecta; Diptera; Calliphoridae.